Doryrhamphus excisus (bluestripe pipefish) is the source of this 1925-nucleotide messenger RNA. RefSeq names its product DnaJ heat shock protein family (Hsp40) member B6a (gene dnajb6a). Gene Ontology annotation, molecular function: Hsp70 protein binding. Lineage: Eukaryota; Metazoa; Chordata; Actinopteri; Syngnathiformes; Syngnathidae. The record is from RefSeq and is a predicted model, not a curated record.
AACAAAAAGCGCGCGAAGAAGAUGCGUUAACAGGACGAUGCGACUAAUCCAACAAGCUGCGGGUUGUUUGGGCGUCAAGAAACCUGUCUGGGUUUAGUAGCUUUAAGCACAACCAUACAAGAGAUUGUGCGACACUUCUGUCCUACGCCAUAAAUCGCCGAACCUUUUUGAGGUUCAUCAGGCUUGUAGAAGUUCCCUUCAUUCGCUCACACCAUGGUGGACUACUACCAGGUUCUUGGAGUGCGGAGGGAUGCGUCUGCAGAUGACAUCAAGAAAGCGUACAGAAAACUGGCCCUGAGAUGGCACCCUGAUAAAAACCCCGAAAACAAAGACGAGGCGGAGAAGAAGUUUAAGGAGCUGUCAGAGGCUUAUGAAGUCCUGUCUGAUGUCAACAAGAGGAGCACAUAUGAUCGCUACGGCAAAGAAGGGCUGACCGGUAGCGCUGGAGGCAGAGGCGGCCACUACCAUAACGGAGACCAUUUCCAUGAACCCUUCACAUUCCGAAACCCAGAAGAUGUCUUCAGGGAGUUCUUUGGCGGCAGGGACCCAUUUGCAAACUUUUUCGGUGCAGAUCCAUUUAGUGAUGAUCCUUUCUUCGGCAGCGGUCGGCGACACCAAAGUCGGGCAAGUCGGAGUCGAACAGGUGGCUCAUAUUUAGGGGGUUUUGUGGGCUUAACACCCUUUGGGGCCAGCUUCUCACCUUUUGAUACAGGUUUUGGUUCAUUUGGCUCCAUGGGCACCAUUGGUCACAUGGGUCACAUGGGCCAUAUGGCGACCAUGGGCGGUCUGGGGGGCGGGGGCUUCACCUCCUUCUCCAGCAGCUCCUUUGGGGGAGGCGGCGGCGGCGGAGGAGGAAUGGGGAACUUUCGUUCCGUGUCAACUUCCACGAAGAUCGUCAAUGGCAGGAAGAUCACGACUAAAAGAAUCGUGGAGAACGGUCAGGAGCGGGUGGAGGUGGAGGAGGACGGCCAGUUACGGUCGCUGACCAUCAACGGCAAAGAGCAGCUGCUGCGACUGGAACACAAGUAGAGAAGACGUUUCCUGGACAUGUUGAACCUCAGCACAAACUUGAGUAUCAUCAAGAAGAAGAAAAAAAGCAACAAGAAAUCCUGCUUGACCUGGUUUUGGUUGUACAUACUUUCUUUUCCUUCGUGGUCUCAUGCUUCAUUCCCAUCAGCGACUAUGCAUUUCCUUCCAUAUUGGUCAUAGAAAGCAACCUUAGCAUGGGGCUCAGGUUGGUGUUGAUGUUUCCGUGUUUGGGACCCCGCUUCGUUUCCAGUAUUCCUGCAUUCCACAAAGUUUUUUUUUUGUAAAUAUGACCAAUAUCGAAAAAGUAGAAAUCAGCAGAGGCUGAUCCGGUCUUUGUUUAUUGCUCGUCUAAGCGCUUCUUAAUAUUUUUAUUAUUAAAAAAAAAAAGAAUUCCAGUGCUGGUAGAAUUUGUCACAAUUUUCUAUGUGUUUGUGUUUAUUUAAAUAAUGCAUGUACUGUAUACCUGUUGAUGUUGAGUCUUAAACAACUGGUCAUUUACGAAUGAAAUACACUGCCUGGCCACAACAAAAGUCAACAUCAAAUAAUAAGAUGAUUGUGUGUGGAUGGUUCUAUUUCAGAGUGAAGUAAGCUAAGCAUGAAACCAUAAAGGCACUCCUUCCAAAUAAUAGUGUGCGGCCUUUUGUUGUGUCCAGGCUAGGUACAAAUUGAGAAAUUCAGUGUACUUUGUAAAGCAAUACAUUGAUUUUUUUCUGUUUUGGGGAUCUUGUGCUUUUGGUCUAUUCUCUGCUGUAAAGUUAUUACAUUUUUUUUUUUUACUUUAUUCACGUCAUUUUAGCCACACUUGGAAAGAUGUUGCUUUUCCAUGAAUAGUGAGAUUCGAUUCCUGUUAUGUCACCAGUUUAAAAAAUGUAAGAAUAAACUUGUGUGUACAGGUU